UCUCCAAAAUGCUUCGCAAUCUUCUCCGUACCGCUAUCAGCAAAACGCUCACGACCAGCAAACCGUUUACCGGUAGUGCGUGGAGUGCCGGCGUCAGUGUUGCACAACCGGCCAACAGCCUUGCAACAUGUGCGAUGAGAAGACCACUCGCGGGGAUGAUCUCGAGUAGUAAUACUAACCGGAGCCCGAUUUUCGGUGUGUCAAGCAAAAACAUUCACACCAAAGGCGAACGCGAACUGGUGGAGUUUCUGGCCGAGGAAAUUGUGGCGGAGAAAAAAUCCAGCAACCAUGGCCCCAUUCCGACGUCGCUCAGCGGAUAUAAGGUGGCCUGCAAUCACGCGGAAGUGGAGCUGACGAAAUCUUCUGACCGUGAAAAGGUUACAAUCUCGUUCAAUGUGAACCACACGGUCGACAUGGACGGGGACAAUGCCGAGGCGACGGAAAGUAAGCCAGAAUUUUCGGCCAUGAAAAGCCGACCACAGUUUGAGGUCGAUAUUGUGCGCGGGGGCACGACGCUUUCGUUCACCUGUUCCUAUUUGCCCGGCGAAGCUCAGGAAGGAGAAUACAAUGAUGUGUUCGGUAUCGACGAGGUAACGAUUUUCCAGGGCGAGUGGAACGACAAAGUGUACGCCGUUGCCGGAGACGUUCUCGAUGGGUAUUUGUACGAUCUGCUGAUGAACUUCCUGGAAGAGAAGGGCAUUAGCAACGAGUUCGCGGAGAAAAUGUCCGAAUUUGCCAGCGCCUACGAGCACGCAAAAUACGUGGAGCUGCUCGAAGGCAUCUCUAAGUUCACCGUGGAGCAGAAGUGAAGCGAUACCGUCGCUACUCGUUUAAUAACUCCGACUUAUUUUCGGAGUCAACCCCGUCAUCCAUCCCAGUUCGCACAGUUGAACAACGUUAAGAUAGGAGGAAUCGCGUCUGGCAAAGUACAUGAUCAAUUGCUGCAUUUGUAUUGUUUAACCGUCAUGAUCAUCACACUUUCCUUUCUGGAAGCCCCCUCUAUGUCAUAGUGAACUAGAUCAUCUCGUCGUACAAAAAUAAAUAAAAACAAAACUUUAUUCAACUUCACUUGUG
This is a messenger RNA of Anopheles cruzii, 1074 nucleotides long. It is a transcript of the gene P32, whose product is annotated as complement component 1 Q subcomponent-binding protein, mitochondrial. Gene Ontology annotation, biological process: cytosolic ribosome assembly. Lineage: Eukaryota; Metazoa; Arthropoda; Insecta; Diptera; Culicidae. The record is from RefSeq and is a predicted model, not a curated record. The transcript has 5 exons. Gene Ontology annotation, cellular component: mitochondrial matrix. Bases 9 to 809 code for a protein of 266 amino acids.